This is a messenger RNA of Rhipicephalus sanguineus (brown dog tick), 3041 nucleotides long. RefSeq names its product UBX domain-containing protein 7. The record is from RefSeq and is a predicted model, not a curated record. The coding region runs from base 66 to 1460 and encodes 464 amino acids. Gene Ontology annotation, molecular function: ubiquitin binding. NCBI's taxonomy places the organism in Eukaryota, Metazoa, Arthropoda, Arachnida, Ixodida, Ixodidae. The transcript has 12 exons. Gene Ontology annotation, biological process: proteasome-mediated ubiquitin-dependent protein catabolic process. Gene Ontology annotation, cellular component: nucleus.
UUGUUUUACGUUCGUAAUCCUUCAAUAGCCAGACCAAAGAGGAGCGGAUCCGCAAGCUCGUAAAAAUGGCGUCUUCGUCUGCCAGUUCAAACAUCAAUUUGAUAGAAAAUUUCUGUGCUGUCACUGGGGCGGACGAAAAUGUGGCCAAGCAGAUGCUGGAAGCCUGCAACGGCAAUCUUGAAAUGGCCAUCAACAUGCACGUGGACUCGGACUGGACGCAACCGUCCAACUCUCACUCGGGUGAAGCAGCCCUGGCAUCGAGCUCGGAUAUGCCGCCGCCCCCCGUAGCCGCACCUGAUGAUGACGUCAGACCACCGAUUCCUCCUGUAAGGGAAGUCUUGGUUGAUGGCCCAUUCCCCUAUGGGUACCAUGCACCAAGGCGAGCCACCUACAGUGUUUUUGAUAGGUUCCGUGACUUCCAAGCAGAGACAAGACUCCAGGAAGAAAAAUUGCUGCAGGGUGACACUGACAGCCCAUCAUACAAGAAACGCAAAACACUAGAAGAUCUCUUUAGGCCACCACUGGAUCUCAUGCACAGGGGCUCAUUUGAAUCGGCUCGGGAAGUCGGCAGGGCGAAGAAUCGCUGGCUGAUGGUGAAUGUGCAGAACGUGCAGGAGUUUGCAUGUCAGGUGCUCAACAGAGACGUGUGGAGCAACUCCACCAUCAAAAGCAUCAUCUCGGAACACUUCGUCUUUUGGCAGGUCUAUCAGGACAGUGAAGAAGGACAGCGGUACGUUCUCUUCUACAAAGUUGUUGAUUAUCCUUACGUGGCUAUCCUGGACCCGAGGACUGGUGAAAAGGUGCUGUCUUGGAAUCAGGUGGAUGCUGUCAAGUUUUGUGAUGCAGUCACUGAAUUCCUGGCAGAGCAUCCGACACCCGAUGGCUCUGCUGUCAAUCCUCCAAUAAAGAAAGUAAAACCCACUGCCAAAAAGGAGAGCAUCGUAGAGGAAGACGAAGAGUCACAGAUGCGGGCAGCCAUCGAAGCAUCCCUACGGGAGAAUAGUGCCCGGACACAUGACUCCGCAUCGGACGAUGACCAAAGUGACCUGGAGACCUUUGACUCGGACACUGAAACAGGGCAUGCGCACACGAGCAACCACAGCAGCAUGCAGGUGGAUUCUCCGCCACCCACCAGGGACUGCAAGAUCAAGGGCGAGGCCAGUAACGCAAAAUCCGAUAUUGACGAGUGGAAGAGGUUCCUGGGAAGCGAGUCGGAUGAAAAAUCAGAGCUGAUGAUUCGAUUCCCGGAUGGCUCGAGGAAAGUGAUGAGCUUUCCAUGCACAUCGAAGCUGAAGGCACUCAUCUUGUACGCAUCGUCUAACGGAUUCGGCGAGGAGACGCACGAGCUGGUGACCAACUUUCCGCGACGCAACCUGAGUGACCUGGACCACUCUCUGACGCUGCGUGACCUGGGCCUUUUCCCCAAGGAGGCUCUGUUCAUACAGCUACGCAACUCAUGACCCUCGCUGCUCCCCACCCUACCCCAACUCAUCUGGCCGCUGCUCACUGUUUUCCUAGCGAGUGUGCUCAGAGACUUUUUUUACACCAGUCACUUCCGCCGCCUCUUGCCACACACCACCCGGAAGAGUGACGCGCAGGGCACGGGUGUUUUGACAAGGCUGCCACGUCACUUUUGUAGAACGCUAGCUUGCAGAUCGAUGGCCAAGACUUUCGUUUAUUGGUGCAGCAGUUGCAAGCACGCUGCAGCUGGGACCUGACACAGGCAAGGGAACCUUUGCAGUGCAACAGGAAAUUAUGCCGUCGCUUCCUCCCGAAUCGGCGAAGAAAUCCUGUCAGAUGCCGUGUACGACUUAACGAGACUCCGAUUGGCAAAAAUCGACAUCAAGGAAAAGGGACAUCUUGGCUUGACUUGUUUUGUGUGCAUGAUUUUUGUUUGUUGAGCCCUUCCUCCUCUGUUUUUUUUUAACACUGCUGUAUUUUGCAGCGUAGCUGUACCUGCUAUGCACUCAUUUUGGCCAGUCAUUUGAAGCGGCUAAUUCUCAUGGCUGCACAGCGUGCUUCACAUUCAAGAGGAGGUUGCAGUUGCGCCUGCGAGUUGCAACGCUACAUUUUCCACCUGUUUUGAUUUAGAGGCGGCUUUAUUACACUAUAUAUACAUACUGGAGGUUUGUAUUUUUUGCAUGUGUAUCGUGUACAGGUCUAUGUGAUGACAACACAUCACAAUGUUUAUAUAUAUACAUAUAUGCUAUUUUUCACUUUUAAGGAAAAAGCAUUUUAUGUGAUCCGUUUUUUGAGUAUGACUGACGAUAUGCCCUUUUUUCUUUUUGGACACACGUGUGCAAUGUGUUCACUGUCUAUACUCAUACCACCACUGGAAUGUGCCCAGUGUUUUGAGGGCCGAUUAAAGUAUUUUUUGUUUUUUUUUUUUAAUAAUGCAUGAUAAGCUACCAUCUAUCAAGCCACAACAGUCAAGCUGGAUUUGCAUGACACACCGAAUUGCGCUUUAAACUUGCGAAAUACAUAUUGGGAGAUCAUGCAUUGCUUGCUACAACAACACUCGUACAGGCCCAGCAUACACCUGAAAACUAAAUUACCAUUGAGAUAUCAGCUAGAAGCACAGAAAUGGUUGCUGCAAGAUGCUUUAGCAUAGCACAACUGUCUUCAGUUGAAUUGCUAGUAUAAAAGCAGCCUGCUCAGGUGGUGAGCUGGAUAGCCAGGAGUGAAAGAACACAGCAUUCCUAUGUCUUCGCAUUGACACCCAUGCUUUGUCGAGUGAAAGUUUGGCUAGUUCGCUUUGUCAUUUUGUUCACUUUGUCGUGAACUUCUUGUCGUAGGAAUGCCAGCUGCAAAGUGAUCCGAUGCAUACAUCAUACGCCACUUUACCAAUUGGUCUGUCAUGUAAAUCCAGCUUUAGCAAAGCUAGAUCACGGGACAACUCCAAUAAUUUUGGGGAAUUUUAUGCCAGACAGGUUCUUACUGUUGUAUGUCUCGCCGUUUGUCUCGAUUCUUUGUAACAAAUUAAAUUGUGCAGCCUUGCGGCAUUUUCUUUUUUUUUAUUUUCUAUGCAAAUAAAUUUUUAA